CAGGACAGGGACGGGGUGCACCCGGCGGUGGCUUUUCAAGCCCCUGGGUGCCGAUGGUGCCCGGUGCCCCCCAGUAUCCCCCAGCACACGCCAGGUUUCCUGUUUGCAAUCCUCACGCCUCCGGGUGCCGAGCGGCCGGGGGACAUCAGCCACGGGGACAUCGGUGAGGGGGACAUUGGCUGCCUGCGGCUCAUCCCACUGGGUCUGGGCCACUCCUUGAGGAUCCGAGGUGCUGGAAACGCCGGGAAUUGCCCCUAAAAGGUCUUUUCCAGCUCUUGUCCACAGCCGGCCACGGGGACAGCGUAGGGGGAUUUCUCAAGAGAGCUUGGGAGGAGGAACGCAAAGAGCUUUUAUUCUUCUGAGUCGCAGCCGGCUGGUGGCCAGAUCCGGCCCCGGCUCGCUGGGAAACGCCGGGACUUCGAGGAAAAGCCUGGCACUGCUGGGAUUUUCUGGAGGAAAGGCUGGAGCUGUGUGCGGCGGAGCGGGGGCGGAGCCCAGGACCCUCUGCCUGCGCCAGCCCAGGAAACCUCCCGCUCUUGGGGACAAAGCGCUGGGGACACCGAGGUGGCCCCAAGGCCGGGGAUCAGGGGCGUCCCCCCGCUUCUCCGCGUCGCUGCGAAGCCGCUGGUCCCGACUGCCCUGACCGCUGGAGCAUCACUAAUCCCAUCUUACAGCUGGGGAAACUGAGGCACGGGGUGGGGGGGGUGGGGGGGGUGUCAGGCCCCGGCAUUUGCCUGCUGCCGCGUAAGUUAGCACCUGAAAGAGGCUGGUUUGUGGCUUGGAGCUGGCGGGGGUGAGAACCAGGACCCCCCCCCCCUCUCCCUUAGUGGAUGCUGUGCGAAAACCCAUCAGUGUAAUGAGUUGGGGGGGCUCUGCCAAGAGCAGAGGGCAGGCAGGGCCCUCCGUGGGGCCUUGCUAAACCCCCCCACCCCCCCCAAAUCUCCUUUCCCCCUCACCCCAUGGCUUCUUGUCCUUGCAGUGAUGGCUGAGGGUGGCCAGGCCAGGGCCGUGGCUGGGGGGGGGCUGAGAGCUACCCCUGACAGCACCCAGGAUACGGGGGCUACGAGGAGCGAGGGGCUAGUGGCCACCCUCAGCCCGGGCAACGUGGAGGAGCUGUACGAGCUGCUGGAGACACUGGGCAGCGGCCACUUCGGCGUGGUGAAGCGGUGCCGGGAGCGCAGCACCGGCGCUUUCUACGCCGCCAAAUUCGUGAAGACGCGGCGCUGCCGGGGCAGCCGCCUGGGGCUGGAGCGGGGGCAGGUGGAGCGGGAGGUCGCCAUCCUCCGCCAGCUCGAUCACCCCAACAUCAUGCGGCUCCACGACCUCUUCACCAGCCGAGCCGAGAUGGUGCUCAUCCUGGAGCUGAUCGGCGGCGGGGAGCUCUUCGACUUCAUCGCGGAGAAGGAGAUGCUGUCGGAGGAGGAGGCCAUCGAGUUCCUGGGACAGAUCCUGCGCGGGGUGGGCUACCUGCACGCCCGCCGCAUCGCCCACUUCGACCUCAAGCCCGAGAACAUCAUGCUGCAGGAGAAGGACGUCCCCAAACCCCGGAUCAAGAUCAUCGACUUCGGGCUGGCCCAGCGCCUGGAGGAUGGUGUCACCUUCAAAAGCCUCUGCGGGACCCCGCAGUACAUCGCUCCUGAAGUGAUCAACUAUGAGCCCCUCAGCUCCGCGACCGACAUGUGGAGCAUCGGGGUCAUCACCUACAUCCUGCUCAGCGGCUUGUCCCCCUUCCAGGGUGAGACAGACGCCGAGACCCUUUCCAAUGUGGUGGCUGGUGCCUACGAGUUCGAGGAGCGCUGCUUCAGCCAGACCUCCGAGGCAGCCAAGGACUUCAUCCGGCAGCUGCUGGUGAAGGAGCCAGAGCACCGCAUGACAGCGGCCGAGUGCCUGGUCCACCCGUGGAUCAAGCCCCUGAGCCGCAAGCAGGCGGCGAACCGGAGCCGUUCCUCCAUCAACAUGAAAAACUUCCGCAAGUUCAACGCUCGGAGGAAGUGGAAGCUCUCCUACAACAUGGUGGCCGCCUGCAACCGGCUCUGCCGCACGCGGCUGCUCUGCGGCCUCAGGAAGGAGGAUGAGGAGCUGCGCCACUGCGAGAGCGAUCAGGAGGAGGAGGGCAGCCACCCCGUCACGCUGCUGCGCCGGAGGAGAAGCAGCUGCUCCUGAGGCCCACCCCCCCCCCCCAAAAAAAAAAUAAGGAGACAGGACCCCCCCAUGAGAAGAGCCCUGGGGAUCCCCCUGUCUCCCCACUCCAGGGCACAGGAGCUCUGUCCGGCUCCAGUGCUCCCAGUUCCACAGUGCUGGAGGGUCACUGGGGCAGCAGCCCCCCCAACACCCCAUCCUGCCCCCCCCCCGGUCUCUGCUGCAGUGGGGCCGGGGCUGCCCCACGGCUGGGACCCUCGCCCGUGCUCAGCCCCAGCGUGAAAAAUAAAUGUCUCCCCUUCA
Molecule: messenger RNA, 2442 nt
Organism: Tyto alba (common barn owl)
Lineage: Eukaryota; Metazoa; Chordata; Aves; Strigiformes; Tytonidae
Product: death-associated protein kinase 2-like
Exons: 14
Coding region: 982-2163 (393 amino acids)
Biological process (GO): intracellular signal transduction; positive regulation of apoptotic process; protein phosphorylation
Cellular component (GO): cytoplasm; nucleus
Molecular function (GO): protein serine/threonine kinase activity; ATP binding
Source: RefSeq, a predicted model, not a curated record